Molecule: messenger RNA, 1286 nt
Organism: Trifolium pratense (red clover)
Lineage: Eukaryota; Viridiplantae; Streptophyta; Magnoliopsida; Fabales; Fabaceae
Exons: 5
Coding region: 136-1041 (301 amino acids)
Source: RefSeq, a predicted model, not a curated record
AAAAAUUGAUGAAUAUAUCUUCACUCUUCAAAAACUAAACAUUAACAUCACGUUCCUUCACAAAUUCACAUUAUAUUUCUAUUUCUAUUCAUUCAUUCACAUUUCACACCAAACCAGCAAAGAGAGAAGAAAACUAUGGGAAGCACUCCGGUGAGAAAACCACACACCAACACCUCCGAUCUCCUCACUUGGUCGGAAGUUCCUCCGCCUCAAUCUUCCUCCGCCGUCUCCGCUACCCGCUCUCGACAGCCUUCUGAUAGAAUUAGCAAGGUUCUUAAUAGUGACCAGCUCACUGAAGAAGAAGCUCAAACUCUCGCCAAAAGCAAACCAUGUUCAGGCUAUAAAAUGAAAGAGAUGAGUGGAAAUGGUAUAUUUUCAGACAAUGCUGAAGAUUCUGCAUCAGAAGCCGGUUCUGCAAAUCCAAAUAACAGAACUAGCAUUCGCAUAUAUCAGCAAGCAAUAAAUGGAGUUAGUCAGAUAUCAUUCAGCACUGACGAAAGUGUUAGUCCUAAGAAGCCUACCUCUCUACCUGAGGUAGCAAAACAGCGUGAAUUGAGCGGGACUUUGCAAACUGACUUAGAUGCAAAGACUCAGAAGCAAAUAUCAAAUGCAAAGACCAAAGAGCUCACUGGAAAUGAUAUAUUUGGCCCUCCUCCUGAAAUUGUGCCACGUUCCACAGCAGCUGCACGGACUUUGGAAUCAAAGGAAAGUAAGGACAUGGGAGAACCUCUUCCUAGAAAUUUGCGAACAUCGGUGAAAGUUUCUAAUCCUGCAGGUGGCCAAAGUAAUAUCUUAUUCGGUGAAGCACCUGUUGAGAAGACAUCAAAGAAGAUACAUGACCAAAAGUUUGCGGAGCUUUCAGGCAAUAAUAUUUUCCAUGGAGAUGUUCCUGUAGGAUCCGCUGAAAAAUCUCUGAGCAGGGCAAAGCUGAGAGAAAUAACCGGCAGUGACAUAUUUGCUGAUGGAAAGCCAGAAAUCAAAGACCCUGUUAAAGGUGCCCGUAAACCCCCUGGUGGAGACAGCAGCAUUGCCUUACUUUAAAUUAUGAUAUUUAAAUAUUUAAACUUAACCCCUUGAUGUAGGCACUCUAUACUUCUGUCUGAACUCCCAUGUUAUUCAGUAGAAGGGGGUUUAAUUUAAUGUGUUUGAUUAACAUCAUUUUAGGUUUCAAAUUAGAAGAGGGUAACAUGAAAUAUCAACUGGAUGAUAUUUUAGUGUUUACUUACAAGCUUGGUAUUGUUAUCAGAACUGGAUUGGGAAGUGGAAUAAUAUUCAUUUAAAAGCUU